UUUACAAUCUAUACUAUUAAAGUUCAUUUAAAUCUCAAUUAAUAUUACAACCUAUACAUAUACAAGAGGUUUUAAUAACUACCACCAUCUUAUAGAAAAUAAAUUUAAAAAAAUCAUGCCACAAGAUCCACUUCAAGCUGUUGAACAAGUUAAAGUUGCCAUUGAUGAUUCCGAAGAUAGAGUUUCAGAUGAAGGUUCUUUAAGAUAUGCUGCCUAUGCAAACCGUUUCAGAACUAUUUUACUUGCCUCCCAUCGUUAUGUUGCCUAUACUUCAGAUAUUGGUGAAUCUUUCCGUCCAGUUGCUCAUCCAAACUUGGUUAAACUAGGAUAUGGUAUCUCAUGGUUAUAUAUCUUGGGAGAUGUACUGAAUGCCGCUUGGAAUGCCAAGAUGAAGGCAGAGGGACGUUACACUCCUGGUUUAAAACCAUGGAAUUACCCAUACCCAGAUGCUAACCCCGUUGCUGGUAAAAUCUACACUGAAAUUCAUGGUGAUAAAUUAGUUGAUUCUGAUUGGAGAUUGGUUGGUUUAAAGAGAGGUAUUUUCCAAAGUAUUGCAUCCAUGGGUUUGCCUGCAUUCACCAUCCACAGUGCCGUUAGAUAUUCUUCACUUUUAUUCAAAAACUCAAAUGUUAAGGCACUUAAGACUUAUGGUCCAGUUGCAAUUGGUUUGGGUAUCGUUCCAUUGUUACCUUAUGUGUUUGAUGAACCAUGUGAGGCUGCUGUUGAUUAUUUGUUUGAUAAAGGUGAGGAAAUCUACAAAAAGAAGCUUGCCUGAGACGAUCGAUUUGUAAGUUGUUAGAUCCUUUGUAGAAAAUUAGAGAUAAAUGAACGUGAAUGUUUUUAUUAAAAAAGAAAAUGAAAGUCUCUUCCUUUGAAAUUGUCCUAAAAUUCUCAU
Messenger RNA from [Candida] anglica, 895 nucleotides. NCBI's taxonomy places the organism in Eukaryota, Fungi, Ascomycota, Pichiomycetes, Serinales, Debaryomycetaceae. The record is from the annotation of a GenBank genome assembly.